Messenger RNA from Chaetomium strumarium, 1196 nucleotides. RefSeq names its product mitochondrial 54S ribosomal protein YmL19. NCBI's taxonomy places the organism in Eukaryota, Fungi, Ascomycota, Sordariomycetes, Sordariales, Chaetomiaceae. The transcript is spliced from 2 exons. The record is from RefSeq and is a predicted model, not a curated record. Bases 242 to 715 code for a protein of 157 amino acids. Gene Ontology annotation, cellular component: mitochondrial large ribosomal subunit; ribosome. Gene Ontology annotation, biological process: translation. Gene Ontology annotation, molecular function: large ribosomal subunit rRNA binding; structural constituent of ribosome.
CUCCAGCGCCGGGGACCCACUAGUUUAAAAACAAGCAUACGUACUGUGUGGUAAAUGUGGCUGGGUCCACGAUCUCGGCACAGACGCUAUGUGGCUGAUGCCGCUGGCCAGGAAAUUUUUGAGUCUCACGCCUCGACAUUUACUCGGCUCCCGGCGACUUUAGCCCGCGACGACCGGGCUCGUCCUACACCAGCUCAGCGCUGCGACUGCUCUUAAGAAGCGUCGUAUCUCGACCGGCAAUAUGUCAAAAGCACGAGCCGCAGCUGGCGGCGUGGAUCAGGUCGUUAAGAUCAUUGUCGGAGCUGGUCAAGCAAGCCCCAGUCCACCAGUUGGGCCGGCGCUCGGUAGCAAGGGCAUCAAGUCAAUGGACUUCUGCAAGGAGUUCAAUGCCAGAACACAGCACAUAAUUCCCGGCACCCCGAUGCCUGUCCGGGUGACCGUGAGGCCAGACAGGACGUUCCAUUUCGAGGUUCGGACACCGCAGACAUCGUGGCUUUUACUCAACGCCGCAGAAGCACCGAUAGGCAAAAAGGGUCAGAGGAAGGGAGCCAGUAAUCCGGGGAAGGAAACUGUGGGAACAGUCAGCCUCAAGCAUGUCUACGAAAUCGCCAAGAUCAAGCAGUCCGAGCUCCGACUUUCCGGCCUCUCCCUUGAAGGGCUCUGCAGGUCUAUCAUCUACCAGGCGAAAUCGAUCGGCAUUGCGGUUGUUCCCUGACGGAAUCGCUGGCAUCCAAUAUGGCUGGGAGGGUACGGCGUUACGGUUGUUUCUGAAGCGGUUCGGCCAGGGAGCAUCAUCCGAGAAUGCGAGGAUUAAGAGCUCCUUUCCAGAUCUGUACAUGUAUCUGUACAUAUAUCUGUAUCAUAACUGUGUCUGGCCGGGACAUCUGGCACCCCACCUAGCGUUCGCUUCUGCUCGUCCCUGUUCGAUCUACCGAUGGUUCUUUUACGUCGGGCCGGAUGUUCGGUCUUCUCUCGGGUUGUCUUGCGACGCUCCUGUGUCGAGAUAGCUUCCUGGAUGUUGCGAACGAUUCGCGAACCAUGCCGCGAAAGGGUGGUUCGUGCUUAUAUCGUUGCCGGGCCCGCGGCCCGGUCUUAGGUGGCAGCCGUUACGGCAGGCCGGGGCUUGGCUUGGCGGAGGGUUGCACGAUCCGUUGCAGCCGGGAUUGUGAGGAGUGCCGAGCCCCCGAGCCUGCAUC